CGAGACAGCGUCCAGAAGCAGAAAGUAAUAUUGAGUUACAAGCAUCUUUACUGGAAAGAACGAAGCGAGGUGCUAAGUAAGGCAGGCCUCGCCAAUUCCAUUUGA
This is a messenger RNA of Pyricularia pennisetigena, 105 nucleotides long. RefSeq lists its product as uncharacterized. The transcript has a single exon. NCBI's taxonomy places the organism in Eukaryota, Fungi, Ascomycota, Sordariomycetes, Magnaporthales, Pyriculariaceae. The record is from RefSeq and is a predicted model, not a curated record. The annotation marks the transcript as partial.